Molecule: messenger RNA, 2224 nt
Organism: Plodia interpunctella (Indianmeal moth)
Lineage: Eukaryota; Metazoa; Arthropoda; Insecta; Lepidoptera; Pyralidae
Exons: 14
Coding region: 3-2066 (687 amino acids)
Biological process (GO): N-acetylneuraminate catabolic process
Molecular function (GO): N-acetylneuraminate lyase activity
Source: RefSeq, a predicted model, not a curated record
UUAUGUCUCGUCUACGAUUAAAUUUGAAGUUAAUAACAUUGACGGUUGUAUUGGAUUUGACGUUGGGAAAUAGCGUCGAUGACUGCACUACACGAAGUAACCUUCACCGGCCAACCACAUCGGCGGCGCAACGAAAGGACGUGAAAUUCAAUGUUCACGGGUUGGUACCGUCAGUAUUCACGGCCUUCCAUGACGAUUACUCCAUCAACUAUGACGUCAUUCCAGCUUACGCCAAGCAUUUGGCUCAUUCUAAUUUCUCAGGAAUUUUGGUGGGCGGCACUACAGGCCAGCACAUGGCGCUGUCACUAGAAGACCGGAAGAACCUGAUUGAUGCGUGGGUCAAGGUGGCGAAGGUGGAGGGCUUGCGGACCUUUGUGCAAGUUGGGGGAGCUGCCUAUCCAGACGUCAUGGAAUUGGCGAAAUACAGUGAAGAAUCUGGCGCUGACGCCAUCCUCACGCUGCCUGAUCUCUACUUCCGGCCGAAGACCAUAGACGAGCUAGUUUGUUAUGUUCAGGAUGUCUCCAAUGCAGCUCCUAAAACGCCCAUCCUCUACUAUCACACGCCAAACGCGACCAACGUUAAAUUGGACAUGCCAGCUUUCGUAGCGGCAGCCUCAGCGCGCAUCCCUAACUUCAAAGGCAUCAAGUCCACGUCCCCAGACCUGGAGGAAGAGGUCCAACUGCGCAAGAUCCUACGCGAAGACCAGGAGUUCUUCCGCGGUGGUCACGCUUUGAUAGCCAGCUCACUGUCACUCGGUGGUCGUUCAUUCAUGACUCCAGCCAUCACUCUGUUCCCGCGCAUUUCCCAAGACCUGUACCAUGCUGGACUCAACAAUGAAGUCGAGACAGCUCGUGAAUUGCAGAAGUUACUCAAUAUGGCUGUGGAGGCCCAUCUUACUGAAGGUCCAUUCAACCCCACAGUAAGGGCAGGUUUGGAGAUAAUGACAGGUCUGAAGAUGGGUCCGCCGGCACGCCCCCUAAGGCCCAUAUCAGCCGAUGCGAAGAGAAGAAUCCACGAUAGGCUUAUAUUUUUAAAACUUACCAAAUCAAUUGAUACGAUAUCUUUUGUUGACAAUUUAUUUAAACGACAGUCUCCACUUGGCAUGCUGGUGGCGCGAUCGUGUCAACAAUCAAUUUCGAGGUUGAUCGGCAAAAUGGUAUCGUUCAACUUCCAAGGGCUGAUGCCCGCGAUGUUCACAGCCCUCAACGACGAUUACUCCGUCAACUACGACAUCAUACCUUCUUACGCUAAGUUCAUGGCUGAUUCUGGCAUGAAAUCAAUUUUGGUUGGAGGAACAACGGGAGAACACGUGUGCUUCUCAGUGGAGACGAGGAAGAAGUUGAUUUCCGAGUGGGUGAAGGUAGCCAAGCCGCUGGGCUUGCACGUCCAGGUCCAUGUUGGGGGCACCGCUUUCCCUAAUGUCAUUGAAUUGGCUAAACACGCAGAGAAAGUCGGGGCUGAUUCCAUCAUCACACUACCGGAGUUGUACUUCAAGCCAGCGUCCGUGGACGACCUGGUCUUUUACUUGGAAAAGGUCGCCAAAGCUGCCCCCACACUGCCAGUUCUAUUCUACCACAACCCCAAGAGGAGCAAGGUUGAAAUGGACAUGCCCAAAUUUAUCGAAGCCGCCACCGCACGCAUCCCUAAUUUCAAGGGCAUCAAGUUCGCGGUCAAUGACCUCAGCAUCGCCAAGGAAGCCCUGAAAAAGCACAAGGAAGGACAAGUGAUGUUUUUCGCCGGCGAUACGCUCGUAGCGCCCGCAGUCUUAAUGGGCAUCCGCUGCACAAUGUGCACAUCCUUUAGUCUGUUCCCGCGACUGGCCUUAGACAUCGUCCAGGCCGCAGAGGCAGGAGACGUGAAGAAGGCUAUGGCUUUGCAGGAAAAACUGACUCAGGCUGUUGAGGCCCAUUUGGCUGAAGGUGAUUGGGUGCCCGCGUUGAAGGCAGGCAUGGAGCUAGCUACUGGUCUGAACAUGGGCCCACCAGCCAUCCCCAACAGGCCAGUGUCUCCUGAGGGUAAACAGAGGAUAUACACCAAACUCAAACAAUUAGGACUUGUCAAUUAAGUAGGCUCGUAAAGUAUCUAUCAUGUUACGGGUUCAAACACAUAAAUCUGUGGGUUCAAAUUAUGUUAUAUGGCAAUUACGUGGUGUGGCACAUUCUAGCAUAAAUGUUUUUAUUUACAAUGUUUUUAUAACAAUAAAAUGACAUUGUGUUUACACAA